Messenger RNA from Corythoichthys intestinalis (scribbled pipefish), 8090 nucleotides. It is a transcript of the gene plcb1l, whose product is annotated as phospholipase C beta 1-like. Lineage: Eukaryota; Metazoa; Chordata; Actinopteri; Syngnathiformes; Syngnathidae. The record is from RefSeq and is a predicted model, not a curated record. The transcript has 37 exons. Gene Ontology annotation, cellular component: cytoplasm; nuclear speck. Bases 488 to 4222 code for a protein of 1244 amino acids. Gene Ontology annotation, biological process: release of sequestered calcium ion into cytosol; memory; phosphatidylinositol-mediated signaling. Gene Ontology annotation, molecular function: calcium ion binding; phosphatidylinositol-4,5-bisphosphate phospholipase C activity; calmodulin binding.
AUGACACGCCCCUUUUUGCCCCAGGUGGUGAAGGAUGAUUAAAAUACGGAAGUCUCCCCCACAUUGACGUUUAUGCAAUAUUUUAGAAUUGAAAACGGAUUAUCACGGAUUCCCACAUUGUGACAUACGUGCAAAUUGAGCUGAAUCAAGCUUGUGUCUCUGUGUCCACAUCCUUCCUUCGGGGUGAAUCAGGAUGAAUCACAUAAUGGGCCUGGUUUUCAGAAGCAAUGGCGUGGAAGCGAUUUGAUGCUGUGCCGCCUCACGCUGUGCUGUGGCGGAAACACCCCCCCCGACACCUCGGAGAUGCCGUGACCGAUCUCGCAGGAACUCUUCCUAUUAUUAUUAUGAUAUUUUUUGGAGAUGUGAUGCAUGACUACAGAAGAAGCAACUGUCCAGAGGUGAUUACUGGAAUGUCUGAAGUUGAAGGAAGAUGGUGUGUUCUGAUUAGAGCCUCAAGACGACUGCUGACACUCAAUCAAAGGACUAGAUGGCAGGGGCUCAGCCUGGAGUCCACGCGCUGCAGCUCAAGCCGGUGUCCGUGCCAGAGAGCCUCAGACGGGGCAACAAAUUCAUGAAAUGGGACGAUGACUCUACCACAGUGAGCCCCGUGACCGUAACCGUUGACCCUAAAGGCUACUUCCUGUACUGGACCGACCAGAACAAGGAGACAGACUUACUGGACAUUGCAUACAUUAAAGAUGCCCGCAAUGGAAAAUGCACAAAAACGCCAAAGGAGGCGAAGCUGCGCGAGCUGCUGGACGUCAGCACCCUGGUGGGCAAGAUGGAGAAUAGGAUGCUGACGGUGGUGAGCGGCACCGAUAUGGUCAAUGUCACGUACCUGAACUUCAUGGCUUUCCAGGAGGAGACGGCUAAGGAAUGGGCGGAGGAGCUAUUCAGCCUGGCUUCCAACCUGCUGGUGCAAAACAUGUCCAGAGAGGCCUGCCUGGAAAAAGCAUACACGCGACUGAAGCUGCAGCUCAACCCUGAAGGUCGAAUCCCCGUCAAGAACAUCUUCAGAAUAUUCUCGUCGGACCGCAAGCGAGUGGAGACGGCUUUGGAGAACUGCAACCUUCCCUCCGGCAGAAACGAAUCCAUCCCCGAAGAAGAUUUCACACCAGAGGUAUACAACCUGUUCCUCAGCAACAUCUGCGCCCGACCAGAACUGGACCACAUCUUCUCUGAUGUGGGUGCAAAGACUCGUCCGUACAUGAGCGUGGAGCAGAUGACCGACUUCAUCAACAACAAGCAGCGAGACCCCCGACUCAAUGAGAUCCUGUACCCGCCCCUCAAGCCCGAGCAGGUCCAACAGCUGCUGGACAAAUACGAACCCAACGCCACACUAGCACAGAACGGUCAGAUCUCUUUGGAGGGCUUCGCUAGGUAUCUGAACGGCGAGGAGAACAGCAUUAUUCCCCCAGAAAAACUGGACCAGAGUGAAGACAUGACCUUUCCCCUCUCACACUAUUUCAUCAACUCUUCACACAACACUUACCUCACAGCGGGACAGCUGGCAGGAAACUCGUCGGUUGAGAUGUACAAGCAGGUUCUUCUCUCGGGCUGCCGCUGCAUCGAACUGGACUGCUGGAAGGGACGCACCACUGAAGAAGAACCCGUCAUCACUCACGGCUUCACUAUGACCACAGAAGUCUCCUUUAAGGAGGUUAUCGAGGCCAUCGCAGAGUGUGCCUUCAAGACGUCGCCCUUUCCCGUCAUCUUGUCUUUCGAGAACCACGUUGACUCACCCAAACAGCAGGCUAAAAUGGCUGAAUACUGUCGCUCGAUAUUUGGCGACGCUUUGCUGACGGAACCUCUAGAGAAAUAUCCACUGGAGUCUGGCGUGCCUCUUCCCAGCCCGAUGGAACUUAUGGGCAAAAUCCUAGUGAAGAACAAAAAGAAGCACCACAAGGCAUCAUCGGACGGCAGCGCCAAAAAGAAACUAUCGGAGCAGGUGUCCAACACCUGCAGCGACUCGUCCAGCGUUUGCGAGCCGUCCUCGCCCGGAGCCGGUUCCACUAAAGAGGAUGCGACUGAGUCCUCCCAGCCACCAGAGGGCGCGGAGCUCAGCCUGAGGCCGCAGGGAAGAAAGUCCAUCGGUGAGGUGGAGGCUGAAAGCGAGGACGAGGACGACGAUGACGACGACUGCAAAAAGGGAUCCAUGGAUGAAGGAACGGCGGGCAGCGAAGCAUUCGCCACUGAGGAAAUGUCCAACCUUGUCAUCUACAUCCAACCUGUCAAGUUCCACAGCUUUGAGGCUUCCAAAAAGACCAGUCGCGGCUACCAGAUGUCAUCAUUCGUGGAGACCAAAGCUUUGGAGCAGCUCACCAAGUCUCCUGUGGAGUUUGUGGAAUACAACAAAAUGCAAUUGAGCAGGAUUUACCCCAAAGGCACCAGAGUUGACUCAUCCAACUACAACCCUCAACUCUUCUGGAACGCAGGAUGCCAGUUGGUGGCGCUCAACUUCCAGACCAUCGAUUUGUCCAUGCAGCUCAACCUGGGCAUGUACGAGUACAACGGCAAGUCGGGCUUCAGGCUCAAACCGGAGUUCAUGAGGCGGCCUGACAAGAACUUUGAUCCAUUUACUGAGAGCACCGUUGAUGGAAUAGUCGCCAACACGCUUUCUGUCAAGAUUAUCUCAGGCCAGUUCUUGUCAGACAAGAAGGUCGGCACUUACGUGGAGAUUGACAUGUUCGGACUGCCGGUGGACACAAAACGUAAAGCCUUCAAGACAAAAACGUCGCAGGGGAACGCAGUCAACCCUGUGUGGGACGAAGAGCCCAUCGUCUUCAAGAAGGUGGUCCUACCCACGCUGGCUUCGCUGAGAAUCGCCGUCUUUGAAGAGGGUGGAAAGUUCAUAGGACACCGUAUCAUUCCUGUGUCAGCCAUACGGCCAGGUUAUCAUUACAUCAAUCUAAGGAACGAGAAGAACCAAACUCUGACGCUUCCUGCUCUUUUCGUCUACGUGGAAGUCAAAGAUUAUGUUCCUGACACGUUUGCAGAUGUCAUCGAGGCUCUGUCCAACCCGAUCCGCUACGUCAACCUGAUGGAGCAGAGAGCUAAUCAGCUGGCUGCUCUCACCCUGGAGGAGGGCGGUGACGAUGAGGCCGAAAAAGAGGUGGAAGCAGGUAACGAACCCCCGUCUGAGUCCAAAGCUGACCCCAGGGUCGCAAUUCCGGCAGAAAACGGACUAAGCCACAUUCCGAUCGCCCCCAAACCGCCGUCACUUGUCGGGCAUCAACCUCAAUCUGCAGGCUCUUUGAAACCACCGCUAAAGACUGAGGACAUCAUCCAGAGCGUCCUUACCGAAGUAGAAGCUCUGACCCUUGAGGAGCUAAAACAACUCAAGGGUUUCGUUCGCGAACAACGCAAGCAAUACAAGGAAAUGAAGGAGCUGGUGCGUAAACACCACCGCAAGACUGCCGAGCUCAUCAAGGAGCACACGGCCCGCGUGGGCGAGCUCCAGAGUCAGCAGCAGCGGAGGCGAAACGCUCUACACAAGAGCCACAAGCGAGAUGGUAAGAAAAGCCGGUCAGAACAGUCGCUGUCCACGUUGGACCGAGAGCUGUGCGAUCUGGACCAGGAGUGCAGCCAGCGUCUGUCUGAGCUAAAAGAGCAGCAACAGCAGCAGCUCCUCACACUCCGCCAGGAGCAAUACUACAGCGAAAAGUACCAGAAGAGGGAGCACAUCAAGCAGCUGGUGGAAAAACUGACUGCCCUGGCCGAAGAGUGUCAGAGUGCGCAAUUGAAAAAGCUGAGAGACAUCUGUGAAAAGGAGAAAAAAGACUUAAAGAAGAAAAUGGACAAGAAGAGACAAGAAAAGAUAAGUGAAGCCAAGUCUAAAGACAAGAACGUCACUGAGGAAGAGAAGCUAGAGAUAAACAGGUCGUUUGUCAAUGAGGUGGUGCAGUACAUAAAACGGCUGGAGGAUGCUCAGAGUAAACGCCAGGAGCGCCUACAGGAGAAACACAAGGACAUACGACAGCAGAUUUUGGAUGAAAGGCCAAAGCUGCAGACUGACCUGGACCAGGAGUACCAAGACAAGUUCCGUAGGCUCCCCGUGGAGAUCCAGGAGUUUGUGCAGGACAGCGGCAAGGCCAAACCGGGCGAUGCCAACCUGACCGCAGUCUCUUCCGCGGUAGCCGAACGGCUCAACAACAAGGCGUCGCAAUCGGAGGAUGACUUUGAGGAAGCCUCACUGGAGCGAGUCUAUGACACGCCUCUUUAGAGGUAGACUGCGGGCGGGUUUGAGAAGCGAUCUGAGGACUCUGUGCGGUGAGUAGCGGGGGUCCGGACCCCCGUGUAAAUAGUACCUUUGGUGUAUUUGUACGUCACCUUUGUGUUGUCGUCGCUAUUUGGGUGCGACCACAGUCGUGUCAGUAACUAUUGAAGGAUUAACUUACUUGAACUAUUGCACAUUUUAAUUUUCUAUCAUGUUGACGAUCACUCAUCAUUUACUCCUUAAGGUGUUUUUUUGCACUGAAGUGAUGGAAAACCCAAUUCUCAAUUUUGGUCUCGACGCUGCUAUUUCCUUUAAAUGCCACCAUUUGACCACCAAUUGAUGUUGUUCGUGCAAUGUUGUUUUUUUCUUUCGGGCAGGAUGUGUACAGUUUUUGCAUGUACUCAAACUAACUGAAGAUGUUACAGUAGCUUUGUAGCGGUUGCUUUAAAAUUUGGGAUUACUACAAGAACUACGACAAGCAUGUGGGAUUUUUUGGGGCGGAAAACACUGAAUGCCCAAAAUUCUUUUCAUGGGCAUUAGUUCCGAACUAGAACAGUAGGAAUUGUAUCCCCCCGGAAAAAAAAAAAAGCAGGCAAUUAUGGAUUUAUUCCUUUCUUCCAUUAGAAGGCUACCGUACUUUCAUUAAUUUAUGCUCACAAUCCACUAAAUCAGCCAAAACAAGUCUGAGUUGGCCUAUGUAAUAAGUUACAUCAGGGUAAUUGUAAGGGAUGUCCCGAUCAAAUAUUUUUGUACCCGAGUUCGUGUCACCUGAUUUUGAGAAUCUGCCAAUACAGAGUCCUGAUCCGAUCCUGAAAAAAAGUUGUUUUUUUAUUGUACUGCUUCCUUUCCGCAUUUUCUGGGAGUGAUGCGGAGUAUAAAACCUUUUUUUUUCUUUUGGCAAUGCCAUAGUAUUUCUGGAUUAUUGAUUUAUUUUUCAGCCCCUAAAUUUUUUUUUUUUAAUUAAGUCCCGAUUCUACGGAGCCCGUAAGGGGACAUGGAAUGCGGGGGAAAAAAGUUGAGGUGGGAAAAAAAAAAAAAGGUACCCCUAAAGGGACACUGAAGAAUUUUUUUCUCCAAAAAAAAGCAAAAAAAAAAGCCCAGGAAAACAAAUGACACGCCAGUAAAAAAAAAAAAAAAUUAAAGUAAUUUUUUUUUUUUUUUGCACCAAAGUAAAAAUAUUUUACAGUAAAGCAAAUUUUUUUUUUUUUUAUACUUUGAAGCAUUGGAUUUUGUAUCUACGCAAUAGCGGAAUUCAACCUAACCUAAAUACGUGGUGAUUGAAUAUAGAAAAAUGCAAAUUUUGCUUUUGUUGAGUAAAAUUAAGAUAAUUUUGCUUGCUUUCCUCAAGUAAUAAGUUUCUGAUGUGAAAAUUGAGAGAUUUAUUAGCUGUUGAAAACUAAAUUAUUAUUUUGGGCAAAAAGUUAAAUAUAUGUUAAAUAUUGCUUUUUUUGUGUGCAUCUAGCAUAAAAUUUAAGAAUUUUAUAGCCGUUUUAAGUUUUGUUAUACUUGUAUAAAAAAAAUAAUCGGGAUUUUGUUAGGGAACGAUUUUUUGAUGUCGCUGCUCAUGGAGAUUCGUAUAUGCCUAAGGGAGAUGCCAGUUUUGGUUUUUGAUCGAUGGCGGCUUUGGUUUUGAAAAUAUUUUAAUUUUAAGUUUUUGAAAAUGUGGCCCCGAGCCUUGUGUCGCGUCAACUGAUAGUGAAGUCAAUGAUCAAAGUAACAAACUUGUCAGUCAUUGUUAAAUUGUCUAAGUCAUUUAAGUACCAAAUUCAAGCUGGACAGUUCGGCCUCACUGGUUAACAGGAGGGAGGGAGAGAGGCUGUGGCAGUAUGAGCAUGAAGCAGAAAAACAUAAAUGUUUUUUUUAAUUAAAGACCCGAUCCUUUUUAUUCGAUUCUGAUCCUCUGAAAAAUGGCGCGAUCGGCCCGCUUUCCAAUCACAUGAUCGGAUCGGGACAUCCCUAGUAAUUGUUGGUGUUUCAAGUCACUGGCAACUCCCAAACAAACAACACAUUAAAAAAAACUCCAAAAUGGGUGAUAAGAGUGUGCAAGUCGAUGUUUUUAUUUAUUUAUUUGUUAAAAGUCCAAGUCUAAGAGGUAAAAACAAAAACAAAAAAAACACCAUUUUAACUUAUUCACUGCCAAUGACUGCUAUGGAAUGAUGUUUCUUUCACUUGUUGCUAGGCAGACUUCAUAGGUAAAUGGAAUCAAAACAUAGUUCGCUAUAGGAAUGUUUACAGAUAAUCAUACACAAUGAUGUCACUUUUCAACUACUCAUAGUACCUUGCUGUAUUUUACAUUGUAAUUCAAAUUAAUAUGAGAUCAACACCGUGAAUUCAGUACAUCUGAUUAUAAGUCACUUGAUUGAUGCCAGCUAAUAUUUCUUUGAAAAUAUAUACAUAUAUAAUGACAGCCUGUGUGUAAGUAGGAAACAAAAGGACUCUUUGAAUGGAUGAACGUAUGAUGAGUCCCGUGCCUUUAAAAAAAAAAAAAAAAAAAAAAAUUGGUUUGCCUUGUUGUGAUGUUGAAUGUGUGGAAUGCGUCCCACUGUUGUUAUUGUUAUGACAAAGAAACUGUGUGAUAUUUAAUAUUUUGGUACCACUACUGACCGAGUAACACUUGUGGAAGAGCAUUAUGCGAUUUUGACCACAAUAGAGAAAAAAAGAAUAGACUUUUUAUUCAUGAUGUUACUAAUUUAUGCAUCGUCUUGACUGACUACUUGAUUAAAAGCGUCACUCCUCUGCUAAUGCAUUUGAACGUGUAUGCACUCUGGAAUUGUAAAUGUACAUAUAUAAAUAUAUAUAUGGCGUGAAGGCUAAAACAUGACGUGAAUCAAAUAACAGUAUCGUGUAAAGGGAAUUUUGUCUGUAAUUAAAAAUAAAUGUGGCUGUUAUUAUUGAACGUUCCAAGGGUGGAUUUGUGUGUUAUUUUCAGAUUUAUUUUUUAGGUGUGCAACAUUAGCUGAGUAAAUGCAGUAGAUACUGUAUUGUGAUUUUAUACUGGCAAUGUAUCUAAAGGGAACCUCAGACUUAAAGACUUGUAGGCUCUAAUAAGCUGCAAUUGUUCUCUUUUACUUAAAUAUGUUAUUAGAAACACAUUAAAUAUUGCUAUUGAUUUAAAAAUUUAUAAUAUUUAGUACAUUUUUUGUGCGCGCAAUGGACGCUCAGGGUGAUGACGUAGUUGGCCUGGACUGGGAGAACAGCUGUGCUAGCUAGCAAGUGAAGCCAGUAUGAUGACUGGAAUGAUUUUGUCACAUUCUGCUGCAGGUCAUAUUGUUUUGUUACAGAGCUGUGGGAUGAGUUCCUGACGUCGUACCUGCAUCCAAUUCCAGCUCACCAGUAGUGUCUUUUAAACGAUCCUAGGCAGGUUGCCAAGAUAUUGACUUGCUGCCAUUUGACAGUUUGUAUUCUCGAUCCCUUCGUUGCCUGCCUUGGUUUUUUUUACGCGGCUAGACGUCCAACACAUGCGCACAUCGAUUAAAAGCGGCGAGUACUUACUAUUUAUGGUUUUAUUGAGUCUUUGAUGACAUUUUCAUUGCCUCAAAAUACUUUUUGCAUGUGUUUCCUUGCAUAAUUUUAAGCAUUGUUUUCUUGUGGUAGCUUUAAAGUGGAUUGUUGCUCUGUUGACCACAUUUGUCACGUAGCGUAAUUAAACCACCCGUAUUAGAUAUUACUACGUUGACUUGAAGUAUUUUCUUAAGGCAUCUUUAGUGUUUUCUGUCUAUGUGCAUCUAUACAAAACAAGCUGAAAUGUUUGGAUGUUUCGCCACUGUAGCACAUUUUGGCUGAACACUGGUUUAGGGUUCAAUUUACUCGAAUAAAAUUUUGCUGCUUCAAGUAUUCGUUUAAUUAAAGUGGCUUUGUAAUUAGGGUUGUUCCG